Molecule: messenger RNA, 423 nt
Organism: Colletotrichum gloeosporioides
Lineage: Eukaryota; Fungi; Ascomycota; Sordariomycetes; Glomerellales; Glomerellaceae
Exons: 2
Coding region: 1-423 (140 amino acids)
Source: RefSeq, a predicted model, not a curated record
AUGGUGGUUUGCGAUUUGGGACAUAAUCUUCCAAUUGUCUUCCCAGGGAUAGAACGUCUAAGCUCACUUCACCCUGAUCUAGGAAUGGAGACUGAGAUUGCAGCUUUUCGUGAGUACCGUCGAGAGCACAAGCGGGGCAUCAUUGAGAACCUGCUAAAUAGCGUGAUUGCGGAUCCAUCAAUAUCUGAAGACAGACAGAAACAGCUGGCUCGAACGAUGCUCGUUGAAGGCCUCGACUACAUCACAGCCCUUCAAACACUCGCUACGUUUCUCGGCGAUAGUGCCUUAUCAGCAGGCAAUCUUUCCGGUAACAAUUUGGCCCAUCCUGGGCUGUUCACGGCAUCAAAUAGUGUAUCAGACGCGUCCCAGCUACAAUCUUCCAGCGACACAUUGUCCUGUGUGGACAAGCCAGAACUUUUAUAG